Chenopodium quinoa (quinoa) is the source of this 528-nucleotide messenger RNA. RefSeq names its product F-box protein CPR30-like. Gene Ontology annotation, molecular function: protein binding. Bases 1 to 528 code for a protein of 175 amino acids. The record is from RefSeq and is a predicted model, not a curated record. The transcript has a single exon. Lineage: Eukaryota; Viridiplantae; Streptophyta; Magnoliopsida; Caryophyllales; Amaranthaceae.
AUGCCAAGAAGAAGAGGAGGGCGAAGAAAAGGAAGAAAACCAAGACGAAGGAAAGUGAGACGUCUUCCGAAUGAUGUAUUAACAGACAUAUUUCACAAAUUACCCUGCAAUUCCAUGGUUCGCUCCAAGUUAGUAUGCAAGGAAUGGUACUCAAUAAUCUCUAAUCCAGAUUUUAUGCAGGAGUAUUUUAAGCGCAUUGGUAAACAUUUCAUCUUUUUUGAGUUUGUUUCGUAUAGGGAAUUUAACAUUUACGACGUUAAUUGCUCUAAUCUCAUCAACAACAACGACACAGCAAUAUUAUCAUCCAUACCUCCUUUAGAAGAUCCCCGUAAAUGGGGGUGUAAAGAUGAAAAUCUUGAGAUAAUUGGUUCUUGUAAUGGAUUAGUUGCAUUAGCUAAUGGUAAUAACUUAAUUUUAUGGAAUCCUAUAACUAAACAUUACAAGUCUUUUUCGGGGAAAUAUUGGUUCUUUGAGCCUCGUUGGGAAUGGAAUUUCAACCCUCGCAUUCUACGGGGGACUUUGUUAUGA